AUGACACACGUGAUAUUUUGGCCUGACUGUCCAGGCACCACUUUUUCCUGGGAAAAAAACCCCCAAUUUCGUCCCCAUCAGCGCCCCAUUUCCCCCCACAACGGCGCUAUCGCAGUCGCGUCCUUAAUACUUGUCUUUCAUUACUACUUGUCUUUCUUUUCUGUCUUUUGCGUUUUACACUUCACAAUCAGCAUGGGUAUUCCGAUGUGGCGUGAGCCUGCGAAGGCUGAGGCAAACAAGACCACAUUAGAAAAAGAUCCCACUGCCGCUGCCCGCUCAUCUAUUGGCCGCCGAGGACGUGCUUAUCGUUCGCGUCGCUCCGGUUUGCUGUCUUCCUUUCACUCCCAGAUCAUUGAUGAACUCCGAGGCGGUGGUUCGGGUAAUCAGACCAGCGUGGAUCGGUUCCCUGUUCGAUCGCCCAUUUUGGCCAAUGGCACCAGUGAAGAUGGAAUGACACUGGAGGAAAGCCGACGUGAAGCAUGGACCCGGGCUCCACCGCCGCGCCAGCGACGCAGUGAAUCAUCCAACCGAGAAUCAUCCAACCGACAGAACAGAAGUACUCGCGAUACGCUCCUGAACAAUCUACUCGCUAGCUAUGCACCUCCCAGCGGGACCUCGGGCUCGGGCUCCUCCAACCCACCUGCAUACACUUCCACUCAAGCAUACUGGGGUCUUCCCUCGUCCAACAACUCCGACUCCCCGUCCUAUGGUGUUCGUCUUCCUCCCCUACGUCGGACAGACAGCUAUGGAACCGAACUGGCGAGAUUCCUGCAGGCAAAUAUGCCACCCGAAGUGCGCGACUCCCCAGCCAACUCUGAUGGUCCAACAUGGGGACGAUUGAGGCUCGAUGGGACCACGGGCCUAGGCGACCGUCAACGUAGCCCAAGCCCUGAUGGAGAACGGGAAACAGAUGCCUGGGAGACUUUGCUGUCCACAAUCACACCCGAUGCAACCCUCCCCUCAACCGACUCCUCGUUUGCCUCCAAUUCUGCUUCCGCUCCCGCGUCCGACACGCGCAGGCUCAUUUUCCCAGUGCCUCCACCAGGCAUCUCCAGAAAUGGAACACUUGAACCCUACCCGGAUAAUCUUAACCCUUGUGAUUUUUCUUCCUCGGAUGACGAGGAUGCUCCAAGCAACCCCCGGUACGCACGGUUGCGAGGGAAUAGCGCACGUGAGCGUGAACGCGAACGUGAACGUGAACGCCGACGUCGAGACCGCAACUCCACCUUGAGCGCUCACCCUCCCCUUCCCAAUAUCGCCCACACAAUCUCUGAUCACUAUCGUCAAAGCGACGAGAUCCAGCAAAUGCAGGUCAUCCUGGAUCGACUCGCCAGUCGGGAGGAUGUUCCUGACAACUGGUGGGCGGCAGUUGGAGUUACACCGACCCUCAACCGGGGCCUCAGUGACAGUCUGGAUUCCACUGAUAACGAGGGCCCUUCUCGGCCACCUCAAGACAUGUAG
Molecule: messenger RNA, 1461 nt
Organism: Penicillium salamii
Lineage: Eukaryota; Fungi; Ascomycota; Eurotiomycetes; Eurotiales; Aspergillaceae
Source: the annotation of a GenBank genome assembly